GUUGUGGUGGCCCGCGGCGCGCGCACAGCACCGGGCGCAGCCGCCGCCGCCGCCUCAGCCGCAGCAGCGCCGAGACCGCCGCGCCCUCCUCGUCCUCCUCUUCCUCCUCCUUCCUCCUCCUCCUCUUCCCGGAGCCCGCAGCCUCCUCGCCCCUCUCCCCCCCGGACCCCGCGAAGAUGGUGGACCGCGAGCAGCUGGUGCAGAAGGCCCGGCUGGCCGAGCAAGCCGAGCGAUACGACGACAUGGCGGCCGCCAUGAAGAACGUGACGGAGCUGAACGAGCCCCUGUCCAACGAAGAGAGGAACCUGCUGUCCGUCGCCUACAAGAACGUGGUGGGGGCGCGGCGCUCGUCCUGGCGAGUCAUCAGCAGCAUCGAGCAGAAGACCUCUGCAGAUGGCAACGAGAAGAAGAUCGAGAUGGUCCGUGCCUACCGCGAGAAGAUCGAGAAGGAGCUGGAAGCGGUGUGCCAGGAUGUGCUGAGCCUGCUGGACAACUACCUGAUCAAGAACUGCAGCGAGACGCAGUACGAGAGCAAAGUCUUCUACCUGAAGAUGAAAGGGGACUAUUACCGCUACCUGGCCGAGGUGGCCACCGGCGAGAAGAGGGCGACCGUGGUGGAGUCUUCGGAGAAGGCCUAUAGCGAAGCCCAUGAGAUCAGCAAGGAGCACAUGCAGCCCACCCACCCCAUCCGGCUCGGGCUGGCCCUUAACUACUCGGUUUUCUACUACGAGAUCCAGAACGCGCCGGAGCAGGCCUGCCACCUGGCCAAGACAGCCUUCGACGACGCCAUCGCCGAGCUGGACACCCUCAACGAGGACUCCUACAAGGACUCAACGCUCAUCAUGCAGCUCCUCCGCGACAACCUAACGCUCUGGACGAGUGAUCAGCAAGACGACGACGGCGGAGAAGGCAACAACUAGACCCCCCCGAUGGACUGGCAGCCGCACGCUGAUGCUAACUACUGCAGUCUUUAUUUUUUUCCCACGAGUGGGGGGGGGUCCGGGGUGGGGGAGGGAAAGGGAGGGGACACCUUCCCAGGGAGGCCCCCCACAACCUGUCUUUGAUUGCCUCGUUGACAUUUUUGCCAAAACACCACUAGUGGAAGUCAGGCUGGCUGUGCUGGUAUGGAAUAGCAGCCUCACUGGCAUAUGGACUGUUCUGUAGAUUAUUAAUACAAGUGGAGCUGUCUUUAAUUUAACUUUAUUGCUAGAAAUAAAAAAAAAAGGGUUUUAAGACGAAUUUGCGUGGAUGGAAUGGCCCUCAUUUUUAAGGAAAGCAACGCAAAAACAUUUGAGAAAAGAAAAAAAAAAAAAGGGAGUUCUGUGGUUCCAGUAAGGCUUCGAGCGUUUGUUUCCGCAGCCCAGGUGCCGUGUGCCCGCACCACGUCGCGGGGCCUCUCUCUGCAGCUCUGCCUGCCAGGGCACAGCUGCAAAUCCCCAAAUUGAGAAGGAAUUAAAAAUAAAACCAACAAAACUAAAGAAUUUGGGGCUUGCAAAGCCCUGGGAUUUAGGCCAUCCAAUCUUUUUUUUUUCCUUUUUUUUUUUUUUUUUUUUUUUUUUUUUUUGUUGAGAUAUUUAUUAGGGUAGCUUACAGUAUUAACACUAAAUUGCAGUUUACAGUAUUUCUACAUUACAGCCAUAUGACAUCAAGCCUUUGAUUGUCUGUUUUUCUUUCUUUUGCUAGUUCUUUUGGCUUGCCUUCCUGAGCAGUCCUCGCCUGUGGACUGGCUUUAGCUAUUCUGUGUCACCCAAGGCAAGAAGACCGCCCGCCCGAGGAACAUCAAAGCUGCUCUAGUUUUUUGGUCAACAGCUUAACAGGUGCUUGGCUAGCGGCUGUUUCAACUAUUUUAAGUCCACAGCAAAAGGUUUAAGAACUUAAUUAGACAAAGGGGGAAGUGUUUAAACUUAAAAAAAUGCCACUUAAAUAAAAAACAAUAAAAAAAUAUUAAAAAAAAAGAGCAUUCAGGUCUGUAUGUCAUGUACUGUGUUUGGUAUUUCAAAAGACCAUCCUGAUUUAAGGUGCCACAGCUGCUUCCUCAGGGAUUGCACUGCCAUUUCACUCUGCCUGACUUUCUCCCACUGUACCAUGAGGUUUGUCAGCAGAUCUCCAGCACCCAGAGCUCCCUUGUUUGUCACCAGGGAAGCCGGGUGCGUUUUCCUUUCUCCUGGGGAAGCUUGUGGUGUAAUGAGUGAACUUCAGGAGCUUAGACACUAAUUUGGUAGAGAAAUUCCUCAAGGGAAGAGCUACAAUCAUAGACAUUUCUGUCCACCAUCGGGAGCCCAGGAACUUAGUUCUCUUCUUAGCAAAAUCUUUUCUCAGUCUGUCUGAUCUGGCCGGGGGUGGGAGUUGGGGCAUCUGAAUUGCUUAGCAGGUACUACUUACCCCAUUUUGAGUAAAUUUAGCUUUAAUUUUGAUUUUUUUCCAUGGUUGUUGGAGGUUCACGGCUGUUCUCUGGCUCGCGGAGUGCUGCGCCCCGCAGCGCUUCCCCCAGCGCCGCGCAGUGAGGAGAAACCGCGCUCGUGCUUUAAUUCAAUCCUUAUCGUGAUUCUCACGCUGAUUUUGGAACCAGGCUUUCCCCGGCCCUGGCGAGAGCCAGCCCGACACGGCGCCCGGUGCUGAGGCACACACGGCACCGCCGCUCCCGCCGCCGGGGCCCGGGGGGGACGGACCCGGCUCCGGCCCGGCUUUGUUCGGGCCGGGCUCCCCCUGCUCGAGUGUCCCGCAGGGAACUGGGGGCGCAGCAUCCGCGGCGGGGGCCGUGCGGUGCCGCUGUGUGCCGGGACCGGGAGAUGCUUUAGGCUUCUGAGCUCCCUCUCAUCGACCCCCGUGUCCCGUGAGCAGUGUUGUCCCAGCUGUAUAAUUGGAAGUGAUUUACUGGAAUUACAAAACUUAUCUUCUUUUUUUUUUUUUUUCUUUUUUUUUUUUUUCCCAAAUAAUUACUACUCUUUUUGGCUUUUUGCUCUGGCUGCUUUAGGAAACUUAUGCAGGAGAGAUGGCACAAGAGGGCUAAAAACGGAGUGGGGGUCAGGGACUUGAUUUUUAAGCAGCUUGAAUGGUUUCUUUCAUUUUUUAAGAGAUGCACUUGCCUAUGAUACUGUCUCUCCAGUGAAAUGAUUACUGCUCCAUUACUCUAUUGAUACAAUAUUGUGCAUGCUAGUGUCGUAUUUCUAUACAGUAGCUUGAAAUUUAUUAACUUAUACUGUAGAUGUUAUGUAUUCCUAUGACAAAAUAGUCUUCAAAAAUUUUUUAAAGUUUUUUUAAUUUAUUUUUCUUUCCUUUUCUUUUUCGGGGGUAAAGUUUGCUCUACCAAAUAGUGAUCGUAACAAACUGAUCUGUUAUGGAUGUUGCUAUAGUGACAUGCAAUUAUAUAUGAUUUUGUUUUUAAAAAGGAAAAAAAAAAAGCAAAAGAAAACACCAGUGUUAGCUUAAUCUUAAUGUCUGGUGUUCGUCAUGGUGAAAUUAUAACUAUUACAGUGUAGGAGAACAAUGACUGUGUUCUUUGAAUGAGCCUUUGUUUGUGCUUUUUGUCAUGUUAUGCAGUGAACUAUUUUUAAGGUCUAAUCAGUGAUUAUUUUUCCAACUCCGUGUUUCUGUAAGGAAUUAUUUCACACACGGACCAUUCUUAGCAGUUUUUCCUCAGUGAUGGAAUAUCAUGAAUGUGAGUCAUUAUGUAGCCGUCGUACAUUGAGCAAAUAAACUUACAGAUCUGACGUCAGCGCUGCUUAA
This is a messenger RNA of Camarhynchus parvulus, 3726 nucleotides long. RefSeq names its product tyrosine 3-monooxygenase/tryptophan 5-monooxygenase activation protein gamma (gene YWHAG). Bases 177 to 920 code for a protein of 247 amino acids. The transcript is spliced from 2 exons. Gene Ontology annotation, cellular component: cytoplasm. Gene Ontology annotation, biological process: signal transduction. NCBI's taxonomy places the organism in Eukaryota, Metazoa, Chordata, Aves, Passeriformes, Thraupidae. The record is from RefSeq and is a predicted model, not a curated record. Gene Ontology annotation, molecular function: protein kinase C binding.